UCGCGCCGCUCUCGCGCUCCCUUUCCCCCCUCCCCCCUCCCUGUCAGUGCGGUGGCUGCGCUGGGAAACAUGGCGUCGGAGGGAAUGAUUUUAACCAACCACGACCAUCAAAUCCGCGUCGGGGUCCUCACAGGUGGUCAAAGGAAGACAGCUGAAUCCCUUCCUAACAGGUAUUGACAAGUCUGGUUCUGUUUCCUUAGCAGGACACAGGCUGAAGUCCCACAGUUAAGAUUUGUGGACCUUCAUAACACAAGAAAGAACAUUUUCAGUGAGCGACAGUUGCUUCAGGAACCUUGCUGAAGAUCGCAGUGGGAUAAACCUUAAAGAUCUGGUCCAAGACCCAUCUUUGAGACACUGAUAGACUGGUGUGAUGAAAAGGAACUUAACUUGAUUUUGACAACUGGAGGAACAGGGUUUGCACCACGAGACGUCACUCCAGAGGCCACUAAAGAAGUAAUAGAGCGAGAGGCCCCAGGGAUGGCCCUGGCAAUGCUGAUGGGAUCACUUAAUGUUACUCCUCUGGGCAUGCUCUCUAGACCUGUAUGUGGAAUCAGAGGAAAAACUCUCAUAAUUAACCUGCCAGGCAGCAAGAAAGGGUCACAGGAAUGUUUUCAGUUUAUACUGCCAGCCCUACCUCAUGCCAUUGACCUUUUGCGGGAUGCCAUUGUAAAAGUAAAGGAGGUACACGACGAACUUGAAGACCUACCUUCACCGCCACCUCCUCUUUCUCCUCCUCCAACCACCAGCCCACACAAACAGACAGAAGACAAAGGUGUACAGUGCGAGGAAGAGGAGGAAGAGAAGAAGGAUAGUGGAGUAGCCUCAACAGAGGAUAGUUCCUCUUCACAUAUAACUGCUGCAGCCAUUGCAGCUAAGAAGCAUCCAUCCUACACCAGUUCUGCUGUUAUCAUGGCAAAAGGUGAACAGCCCAUCCCGGGUCUCAUCUGUUAUUCCCAUCACGCAGCAGGCAGUGCAGGAGAACCGAUUCCAGACUCCAUCAUUUCUCGUGGUGUUCAGGUGCUCCCACGAGACACAGCCUCCCUCAGCACUACCCCUUCAGAAUCUCCUCGUGCCCAGGCCACCUCUCGUCUCUCCACUGCGUCCUGCCCAACACCAAAACAAAUUAGACGGCCGGAUGAAAGCAAAGGAGUUGCUAGUAGAGUUGGAUCCCUCAAACUCCAUCGAAAGCUGGAGGAGCUCAGAGAUCACCUAGAAGGCAAUGUCAAAGGAUGCUCUCUCCGAGUAAAUGUCCAGUCCAGGUGCAGCAGCAAGGAGAACAUCCUCAGAGCCAGUCACAGUGCCGUCGACAUUACCAAGGUGGCCAGAAGACAUCGCAUGUCUCCAUUCCCAUUGACAUCUAUGGACAAAGCCUUCAUCACAGUUCUGGAGAUGACCCCAGUGCUCGGAACAGAAAUCAUCAAUUACCGAGAUGGAAUGGGCCGAGUUCUUGCUCAAGACGUUUAUGCAAAAGACAACCUACCCCCCUUCCCAGCAUCGGUAAAAGAUGGAUAUGCUGUCAGAGCUGCUGAUGGCCCUGGGGAUCGAUUCAUCAUUGGGGAAUCCCAAGCUGGUGAGCAGCCAACUCAGACUGUGAUGCCUGGUCAGGUAAUGCGGGUUACAACAGGUGCUCCAAUCCCCUGUGGUGCUGAUGCUGUGGUGCAAGUAGAAGACACAGAACUCAUCAGGGAAUCAGAUGAUGGCACUGAAGAGCUAGAAGUACGAAUUCUGGUGCAGGCUCGACCAGGCCAAGAUAUCAGACCUAUAGGACAUGACAUUAAAAGAGGUGAAUGUGUGCUGGCUAAGGGAACCCACAUGGGCCCAUCGGAGAUUGGUCUCUUAGCAACUGUUGGGGUAACAGAAGUAGAAGUUAACAAAUUUCCAGUCGUUGCAGUCAUGUCAACAGGGAAUGAGUUGUUGAAUCCUGAGGAUGACCUCUUACCAGGAAAGAUCCGAGACAGUAACCGUUCAACUCUCCUAGCUACAAUUCAAGAACACGGCUACCCAACAAUCAACUUGGGAAUUGUGGGAGAUAAGAAGCCAGAUGCUUUUAAAGAAGAAGGGACACAGAGCUUCCAGAACACAGCGGAGACAGGCCUACCAGAUUGCCCAGAUGAUUUACUGAAUGCACUGAAUGAGGGUAUCAGCCGUGCGGACGUUAUCAUCACAUCAGGAGGCGUGUCCAUGGGUGAAAAGGACUAUCUUAAACAGGUGCUGGACAUUGACCUUCAUGCACAGAUUCACUUUGGCAGAGUUUUUAUGAAACCAGGCCUGCCAACAACAUUUGCAACUUUGGAUAUUGAUGGUGUACGAAAAAUAAUCUUUGCACUGCCAGGAAAUCCUGUAUCAGCUGUUGUCACCUGCAAUCUCUUUGUUGUCCCAGCACUGAGGAAAAUGCAAGGCAUCCUGGAUCCUCGGCCCACCAUUAUCAAAGCCAGGUUAUCAUGUGAUGUAAAAUUGGAUCCUCGCCCAGAAUACCAUCGGUGCAUACUGACUUGGCAUCACCAAGAACCACUGCCUUGGGCACAGAGUACAGGGAAUCAGAUGAGCAGUCGUCUGAUGAGUAUGCGUAGUGCCAAUGGACUGUUGAUGCUACCUCCAAAGACAGAGCAGUACGUGGAGCUUCACAAGGGCGAGGUGGUGGACGUCAUGGUCAUCGGAAGGCUAUGAUGUCACCAGCAAGAGUGAAGCUUUGAUGCAUGUCCACAUAUCAUUGACUGUAUCCUGUAAUAUGCAACGGCACAGCUAGAUUUUCUGAAUUGGAUAAAGUUGAUCAGUAUAGUCAACAUCUUGAACUAUAUUUCAAAUGGAAUUUAAAUAAAUACCUUUUAAAAAAAACUUUAAAAAAACAAAUCUUAACAAAGAAAUUUAUUCUGAUUAUAUCAAAGCAACUUUUUCCUUUCUUGCAAUUGCUUUGUGUGUUCAAUGCUAGUUCUGAUAGCAGUAGCUUUUAGUAGACAGCAGUAGGUGCCUGCAGAACUUGUGUUUUUUCUCAUCUUUAAGAUACAACUACUUAUGCUCUUAAAACAAGGCUGUCUGCUUAUUUAUACUAGCGUAGACAACACUUGGAUUUCCCUUAUUAGUAUGCUUCAUAACUGCUUCACAGAGAGCUUCUGCUUGUUCUUUAUCUUGUAUCUCGUGUUGAUGUGCACAGUGCCAAAAGCAGAGUGGCUGCACUGGGAACCCGAUCAAGCCCCGAGGUUUCCCCCCUCGCUGCGCGUUCAGGGAUAUCUCUCGGCCCAGCAGCCACCUGGCUCAGUACUCUUGGGCAGUAACUGGAUACCUUUUAUUUGAACAAACAAAAAAAAUUGCUUCCUUAAGUGCUGACAGCCUUUUUAACCAAUACAUUUAAAGAUGUACAGAAAUAAAAACUAAAAAAAAAAAAAAUCAAAGACUGAUCUUGUACAGAUAUUAAUGUUACCAGCAUUCAUGUGGAAAUCAAAUGAGCAAAGAAAUAAAACUAAUGUUAAACAACUCUGUACCAUAACAUUUUCUGUAAUGAUAUUGAAACUUAAAUGAAUAAAAAAAAUUCCUUGAUCAUUAUUUAAAAUUU
Molecule: messenger RNA, 3550 nt
Organism: Trachemys scripta elegans
Lineage: Eukaryota; Metazoa; Chordata; Testudines; Emydidae
Gene: GPHN
Product: gephyrin
Exons: 26
Coding region: 478-2667 (729 amino acids)
Biological process (GO): molybdenum incorporation into molybdenum-molybdopterin complex; Mo-molybdopterin cofactor biosynthetic process; gamma-aminobutyric acid receptor clustering
Cellular component (GO): cytoplasm; postsynaptic membrane; dendrite
Molecular function (GO): molybdopterin molybdotransferase activity
Source: RefSeq, a predicted model, not a curated record